Molecule: messenger RNA, 1367 nt
Organism: Physella acuta
Lineage: Eukaryota; Metazoa; Mollusca; Gastropoda; Physidae
Product: F-box/LRR-repeat protein 21-like
Molecular function (GO): protein binding
Source: RefSeq, a predicted model, not a curated record
AUGGCUACUUUAACAAAAAGAAGUAAGCGUCUCAAGGGCGAGCCAGUUGACGAAGCUCUAAAACUGAGAGAAUCUGCUCAAAAAUCUGGAGACCAGCCUCUGUCCCCAGACGCCGAAUGGAACCAGCUGCCCUACGAGAUCCUUCUGCAAGUCUUCCACUACCUGGACGACAACAGCGACAAGUACCACGCCGCCCUCACCUGCAAGUCCUGGCUCCGCCCACUCUCAGCUCCGUCAAUAUGGCGGACUGGAGACUUUCGGUUCACCUUGACGAGUGUACGUAAAGCCCUCGAAUUUGUCAUGAACACGGGAAAAACGUUACGUCACAUAAGAGCUGACUGUCCAGAGAGCAAAGACAGCGUCCUCAGUUCCAGCACACACGAGCUUUACCUGUUCCUGGCCCACCUCCUCAACGCCGGCAACAAGCAGCUGCUCACCCUCAGACUGACCAACAUCAGCCGGUUGAAGGCGUCUCCCGUCCACCAGAUGUCUGACGUGGUCAAACUUCUUGCUCUGCUUCUACAACAACAGCAACAGUUACGAUCGCUUCACCUUAGCAACGCCCUCUUAACGUUAGCCCAAGGUCAAGAGUUGCUGUCCGCAGCAAGCCAAAGCUCGUGCAACACCCUCCAGACUCUGGCAGUAGAUGAAUUUGUUUCACCCUCGUUCAUCCUGAAUGCAAGUACAUAUUUAGCAAACAGCAUCGCCAUCCUGUGUGGCUUUCGUCAAUUAUCAGAACUGGAAGUCAGCUACAGCUACCUAGUUGAUGAUGUCCUGCUUGGUCUGGCCCAGUCAGCCAACACUAAUCUGCAGCUGAUGACGGUUUGCGCUGACGAUGACGUGGAGCAGGAAAGACAAACCACACCGGAAGCCUGGCAGAGCCUCGGGUCUGCUUGUCCAGAUCUCAAAGUGAAAGUGGUCAUCCAAUCCAAAAUGGGAUCCUAUUUCGACCGCUCGUUGCUGUUUAUUCUAACGCAAUCGAUGCCACUGUAUGCUCUUCACUGGAACACGGGGCCCGCUAUCGCUAUAGCAAAUAUCAAACUAGGCUUGAACCAUGUCGCCACACACUUUCAGAACAGCCUACACUAUCUGAAGAUUGAGUCUGGUGUUCGCAUAGACGAUGACAGCACGAUGGAGAUGUUUGAAAGCUUACACCAGUGUAAACAGCUGGAGACUUUGACCUUAAGUUUAGUUUGCAACAGGAGAACGGACGAAGAGAUGUACAAGCGAUCUAUCAGGGCGGCUCUAGCUAGAAGUCCAAUGUCGUGUUCUGUUCAAUUUAACGGUCAGGACAUUUAGGCGGCCUGGUCAGUAACUGUACAAGUGGAGGAUAUGAAGUUGUUCAAUCGAUUUUUUUUAGCUAGCAA